This is a messenger RNA of Trypanosoma cruzi, 1578 nucleotides long. RefSeq lists its product as uncharacterized. The transcript has a single exon. The coding region runs from base 1 to 1578 and encodes 525 amino acids. NCBI's taxonomy places the organism in Eukaryota, Euglenozoa, Kinetoplastea, Trypanosomatida, Trypanosomatidae. The record is from RefSeq and is a predicted model, not a curated record. Gene Ontology annotation, molecular function: glycerate kinase activity.
AUGUCCUCAUCGAUGAAGCGCCAUUCUUGGGAGAGCGUGCUCACGUGCUGUGACUCUUUUAAAGGGACACUUACCGCGUGCAACGCUGGCCUUGCCCUUGAGCGGGCGUUCCGCUGUGUUGAGAAGGGCGGCUCUGCCCGGGCGGAGGUGGUGCACUGCCCCAUGUCGGAUGGUGGCGCCGGCCUGCUGGACAGCCUGUUCUUUCCGUCCCACUCGGCCUUGUCGUCGCCGUACAUCUUCACCCGAGUGGAUGUGCCGACUGCCGGCACCACCGACUCCUGCGAUUCGGCGCCGGCGCCGCUUGUUCUCGGCCCCCUGGGCGAGCCGUUGAAUUACAGCGGCGGCGAAUACCGACCGCAUUUUGCGUGUGACGUUGCGAACCGCGUGGUUGUGGUGGAGAUGGCUGUUGCGUCUGGCUUGCCGAUGAUCCCCGAGGCCAAGCGGAACCCGCUCCGCACGACGAGCUAUGGCGUGGGUCAGAUCAUCAAGUACGCCGUGGAGUAUGUUGCGAGGGAGCACCGCCGCAAGGAUGGCCCUGGUGCUGACGGCGGCGUGACGGUGUUCCUCGGCAUUGGCGGCAGUGCCACGAAUGACGGUGGGCUGGGCGCGCUGCAGGCUCUUGGUGUUGAGAUGCUCGUGAAGGCCAAGGAUGGCGGCUCGGAGCCCCUAACUACACCGUUCACUGGUGGCGACCUGGAGCGCCUCACGGGUGCACGCCUCACACCGGCGUUCCGGCAGAUGUUCUUCUGCGCUGCGGGGGGCUCCAGGACGGCGCCGUACUGCAAGGAGGUGCGUCUGAUUGGCGAUGUGGCCAACCCGCUGGUUGGCCCGGACGGUGCCACGGCAAUAUUUGGCCCGCAGAAGUGUGACUCGGCGUGGGAGAAGACGCACCGUGAGCGUGUGCUGUCGCGACUGGAGCAUGGCAUGCUGAACGCUUCCGCUGCGAUUGUGCAGAGCAACCUUCACGGAGGGAAGGCCAGCGAGGAUAAUAUGAAGCAACGCGUUGAGGCUCUUCGCCACACCCCUGGCGGUGGUGGCGCCGGUGGCAUGAGUGGCUUUUUCCGCUACGUCGUGGGGGCGAAGUGGAUGACCGGUACCGAUGUUGUCGCGGAGCUGCUGGACCUUCCGGCGAAACUUCAACGCUGCGACUGCAUGAUCACCGGCGAGGGUUCCUUUGACGAGCAGACCAUUCGCUUCAACAAGACUUUGGGAAGGCUGCUGCAGAUGGUGGUGGUGGAGAAUAUGCGGCGCCAAAGCGUUGGCCAGAAGCUGUUGGGGGAUGUUGUGGUGAUCUGUGGCAGGACUGCCUAUCGGGACGCGGAGCAGGUGCGGCGUUUGCUGCAUGAGCAAAUGCGUGAGAAGAAGGAGUACAAGGACGCAGCGCUUGCUGCCGCCAUCCCGCGUGUCCACCUGCUGUCUCUGACACCACACCACUUCCCUGUGUCGGAGGCGCUGGGAAAUGCUGGUGUUUGCGUGGAGGAGCGGAUGAGACGCUUCCUGGCCGGAGAGGAGGAGAGGUAUGCCGGCAAGGCUCCCGCCGCUGUCCCUGCAGCCGCAAAAAUUCGUGCUCACCUGUAG